This is a messenger RNA of Hippocampus comes (tiger tail seahorse), 3417 nucleotides long. RefSeq names its product arf-GAP with coiled-coil, ANK repeat and PH domain-containing protein 3. The record is from RefSeq and is a predicted model, not a curated record. Gene Ontology annotation, cellular component: cytoplasm. Bases 269 to 2455 code for a protein of 728 amino acids. The transcript has 22 exons. Lineage: Eukaryota; Metazoa; Chordata; Actinopteri; Syngnathiformes; Syngnathidae. Gene Ontology annotation, molecular function: GTPase activator activity; protein binding.
UUCAGUCCGGAUGUGGGUUGGGGGCGCGGUGCUUCCCCGUUAGCAUCACUUUUGGACGUGUGGGAUGCAGACAGCUGCUCUUUUCCCCACAUAAGUUUUAUUACAUAAGAAACAACAUCUAGAAAACGCAAUAGGUUUCCGUCUUUGUCGUAAGCGUGCAUGUUGAACAGAACUGUGUUCCGACUAUGCGCAGUCUCGGUGAGUGUUAGGUAUCCGAGUAACGGGUGAUUUGUGGUGGCAGCGCACUCGGUGACGGUGUAGUUUCCAAAUGCCGUCACUCAACAUGGACGCGCUGCUGGAUUUCUCGGAAUGCGUCGCGGAUUCUCCUGACUUCAGGCGGAACUUGGAUCAAUGUGAGGAGGACGUUUCUCUGCUACAGACACAGCUGGACAAGGUAACGAGGUUGUGCGGCAAGAUGGUGGAGGCGGGACAAGCAUACAACGCAGCCAAUCAGAUGUUCCUUGCAGGCAUGUCUGAGCUUUUCGCACUACACAAGGAGGACGGCGUCAUUGCGAACUGCCUGAGCCAGUUCAAGCAAGGCCUGCAGGAGCUGCUCACUUUCCACACUAUGUUGCUAGAUCAGAGUCAGCGAGCCAUCAGCCAUCAGCUCAGCAGCCUCUGCAAGCGAUUCCUGCCUCAGCUGGCGGAAACGCGUGAUGAGUUUCUGCGUAUCGGUGACGAUCUGGACACUGCGACUCUGAAGAAUGCUCAAGUGUCUCGACACAAGACCAUCGAGGCCGAAAGAGCGAGUCACCUGCUCAUUGCUACACGGAAAUGCUACCAACACUUUGCCCUGGAUUACUGUCUGCAGCUCAACACAUUCAAGACUCAGCAGAGAGUGGACUUCUUGAACUCGGUGUUCUCCUUGGUCAACGCUCAGCUGACAUUCUUCCAUCAAGGCUUUGACCUGCUCCGAGACCUUGAGCCCGGCAUGAAGGUCAUGGCCACACAGUUGCGCGAGCGCUCGGCUCAGUGUGCGAGCAAAAGGAAAGAGCUGGAGAGCAAUCAUCUGCUGGUCCAGCAACAAGAUGCCUCAGGAGAGACGCUGUUCCAGUUGGGUCGUGGGACUGACGACAUCAUCCAAGGUUACCUCUUCAAACGCUCCCGCAGGAAGGCAAAAAUGUGGAAGAGAUGCUGGUUCUCCAUCAGAGACAACCAACUCAUCUACAGGAAGUCACACAAAGAGGCGUCCACGCUUCUGUUUGAGGACCUGCGAUUGUGUGCCGUCAAGUCUUUGGAGGACCUGGACCGACGAUUCUGCUUCCAGCUGAUGUCUGUGCACAAGUGUUGUGCACUUCAGGCCGACUCUGAGCAAGUGAGGCUGGCAUGGAUGGAAGCGUUACAGGGGAGCAUCGAUAUGGCGUAUCGAGAGCGAGGCCAAGCCACGCCCACACAGCCUCAGGAGCCCCUCCCGCCGAGCGGCGGUGACAACGCUGCGGCCAAUCAGAGGACGGCGGUGCUGGGCGUGGCUCUGCAGGGCACUGGCAACCGUUGCUGCUGCGACUGCGGCGAGGAGGAACCGCGAUGGGCAGCCGUCAACUUGGGCAUCACGGUGUGCAUUCAGUGCUCAGGGAUUCACCGGAGUCUGGGCGUCCACGUGUCAAAGGUGCGCUCACUCACGCUGGAUUCAUGGGAAGCGGAGCAACUCAAGCUGCUGUGCGUCCUCGGAAAUGACGUCAUCAACAAGAUUUACGAGGCACAGUGUUUGCACAGAGUCAAACCCACCACGGAGAGCCCGCAUGCUGAGAAGGAAGCUUGGAUACGAGACAAGUACGUCGAGAAGACCUUUGUGAGGCGGAAUGGCGACGAUGAUGGCCCAAUGCGUCAUGACAACGUUGAGGCCUCGCUACUCUUGCAUCUCUACCGAGCCGCGGUGGCUGGAGACCUGGUCGCCUUGGUGACGGCUCUGGCCCAAGGGGCACCGGUGAACGGGACCCUGGCCCAGGAGGAAGGACGCACGGCUCUCAUUGGGGCCGCCCAAGGGGGGUCGCUGUUGGCAUCCGAGUUUUUGCUGCUGAACGGUGCCAACAUUAACCACAGAGACCUGAGGGGGCAAGGAGCUCUGCACGCAGCAGCCACCGCUGGACACACCGGGCAGGUGUGCUUGCUGCUGAAGCGAGGAGCCAAUCAGUACGCAGUGGAUGAGAGCGGACGCGACCCACUUGCCAUCGCAGUGGAGACGGCACACGCUGACAUCGUCACGCUGCUGCGCAUGGCCAGAAUGAACGAGGAGAUGCGAGAUUCUGAAGCAGCGUUCGGAGCUACGGCAUCCGUGCGGUCCUUGCAGGAGAUGACCAAACCUUUCAGGACAUUUUCCGAGACUUUAGCGAUAUGGCAUCACAUGACCCGGAGAAGCUGGCCAGACGAAGAUUCGGCCGCAAAGAAGACGAUGGGAACCUGUGAAUGUGUUACAUACUUGGUAGAAUUUUCAUUCGCAGUCUUAAUUAUCACCUAACUCACUCACUGUCGGGCAGAAUUGCAUCUCCAAAAUGACUACUUUUCAGGGACCCCCCCACCCCCCAAAAAAAAUCAACUGUUAUGCAACACAAACACCUUCAUUAUGUUUAAUCGCUAAAUUAAUGCACUCGGGGGGGAAAAAUUGCCAAAUUACGUUAUUGAUUAAAAUGGAAACAUAUAGCGCGCCAACCAAACCAAAGGCCUGGGAAAGCUUGAGUGCUCGAGGUCAUUAAAUUUAUAUCUAAGGUUUUUUAAUGUAAUAAAACAAUUCCCAUGUUAAUGUUAUAAUUGAAAUCACCAUAAGGAAACUACCAAGUAAUAAAUGUCCUUUUCGUAAUAGUACAUUCUGUCCAUUUUACUGGUUAAUGUUAGGUUAAUAAUUAAAUUAUUGGAAAAAAAUAAGGUAUGGGUAAAAAAAAAGACUGACCAAUAUAUUAUUCCAAUAAAUCAAUUCACUAUCACAAAUGUUAUUACAUUAACUAAAUAUUUAUAUUUUUCACAAACAUGUUUGUAUUUAUCUACCCGUCCUUGAUGGGAACACACGUAUUUGUGAAGUAGCUGAUGUUAACGUAAGCUCUUCUUGUUACCCAACAUGCACCAGAAUGUUACACCCAAACAGUAAAAAAGUGAAAACUUAAGGGAAGACAUGUUAGACUCACCGCUAAGUUAACGUGAUAUUUUUUUGUUUACUAGGUCACAAAGGGAAAUUUUGCCUAAUUUAAACCAUUCCAUCACUUUGCAAGACAAAUGUUUACGUAGCAGCUACAUUGCCUUUUUUAACAGUGAACUUAUCACUCUGCUGCUCACACGUUUGUUUUUGUCAUUUUACUAAAGAAUUACAAAUGAGUUGCUGCUAAAACAAAAAAAAAAGUCAUGUCAAUGUCCACUAGGUUGUGUACAUUUCAUUGUUGACUGUUACUACUGUAAUACUGUUUGUGCAUUAAAAACUAUUCAAAACCA